Messenger RNA from Aspergillus calidoustus, 264 nucleotides. Lineage: Eukaryota; Fungi; Ascomycota; Eurotiomycetes; Eurotiales; Aspergillaceae. The record is from the annotation of a GenBank genome assembly.
AUGAUCGCUUUGCUGGGGCCGCCCUCCAUCAGAUUCCUGGAACUAAGCCAAAACAGUCUGAGAUUCUGGGAUGAGAACGGCAAUUGGCGAGGCCGUGCUGAGAUCCCAACACAGACCCUUGAAGAACGUGAAAUACGUCUCGAGGGUGAUAAUAAGGCAUCGUUUCUUGGGUUCUUACGCAAAACAUUACAAUGGCGGCCCGAAGAUAGAUCGGCUGCAGAAGAGCUCUUGGCUGACAAGUGGGAACGAGGAGACGACUAUUGA